Molecule: messenger RNA, 3201 nt
Organism: Mixia osmundae IAM 14324
Lineage: Eukaryota; Fungi; Basidiomycota; Mixiomycetes; Mixiales; Mixiaceae
Exons: 5
Coding region: 1-3201 (1066 amino acids)
Biological process (GO): exocytosis; Golgi to plasma membrane transport
Cellular component (GO): plasma membrane; exocyst
Molecular function (GO): phosphatidylinositol-4,5-bisphosphate binding
Source: RefSeq, a predicted model, not a curated record
AUGGCGUCCCCCCGAGAGAUCGUACGGCAGCAGAUUCUCGCCUCUCUCUACACCACUCCCGACAAAGGUCAACUUGUACACCACCUCAAGACCUGGGAGGAUGUGCCUGGCGCUGCCCCGGGCGAAAGCAAAAAGCCUCGCUACGUACUCCUCACAGCGCUUCCCGACCGCCAUACUGUGGUAUACAAGAGCAAGCGCAACGCCAAUGGCACGUUCUCGAUAGGCAAGACAUGGCCGAUAGAAGACCUGACCGCAAUACAAGUCACAGAGCCGAGUGCAUUCCUCAUUACGCUUCACGGCAAGACUUAUCUAUGGCAAACAGAGCAGAAGCAGGAUCAGCGCGAGUUCCUUACUUCGCUGAUACAGCUCCAUCGUCAGGCGACAGGUGGCACGCGUCCGCUACAACUCUCCGGCAUCCCCCAAGGUGACUUGAACGCGAGGAGUGGCGGCAUCGCGACCUCAAUCGCUCCGCCAACCGUGCGUACGCCAGAUGGCUACCCCGUUCGACAAGAUCCGCGUGCCGCUCGCACGCCAGAAGGUUACAAUGCCCCUAUCGAGCCCAUGCCGAGGCGAGAAUCAGUUGCUUCUACUGGACGAUCUAUACCUGCGCGCACGCCGCCAGAGGGGCGCAGACCGUCUGCCUCCCGUCCGACCGUGUCGCCUUCGCCCAGAGAUAAACAGCCGAACGAGCGAGACGAUGGCAGAAGGCGGCUGGACCGUUCAGGCUCACUCGCCUCCAUCCAUUCAAACAAUGCAGCCCAAGCGACCAGAACAGCUUCGCCAGCUAUUCCGCCCACCCCGAGCUUACCACCGCAUGCUCGCGAGCCUGUCAGACGUGAGCAAGCUAUGCCUGCUAAGCCACGCGAUGCGCCCACCUCGCCCGUCUUGCCCUCUCGAAGCGAGAGACGGGGCCAACAGCCCGUCUCGCCCCAUGCCCCUCAAGCUAUGCUGAGUCCCCAUGCUCGUAACGCUAAGCUACCCGCCUUGCCAGCAGUCAAUGGCAAUGCGCGGUCGCCUUCGCCUCGGCCAAUUAGCCCGCAGCCUCCUGCACAAGCGAGCGGGAGCGAUGAUCCCACAUUGACCAAUGUCGAAGAGAUGCUCGAAGGGUUCGAAUGGCGAUCAGGCGGUAAAGGCAGGGGUGCAGCAGACCAGAUUGAAGCUCAGCUGGUCGGCGAGCUACAAGCACUCGAAGCUGCGAGCAUUCAUGCUAUCAUAGAGUCGGACGACCGCGUCGAUUUCGUCUUGAAGCACAUCGAUGAGGCUCUAGCGGAACUCGACAAGAUGGACAAGGUCUUCUCGAUGCACAAAACCCAGCUGAACGCCAUGUCAGACGACAUCGAGCAUAUCGAAUCACAUAACAAAGGCCUGCAAGUACAGACGUCUAACCAACGCGCCCUAUUGCUCGAACUCGAGCAAUUGCUCGAUACUAUCAACGUCCCCGCGGAUGACCUCAUCGCGCUUGCGCAAACCUCGCUCGAAAGCAGCGAAGGCAUCGCUAAGCUCGAAGCUGCUGCUGUUAAUCUGUACAAGGCCAUUUUGUCAACUCGCGAUACAACCGUAGGUGACAUGGCAGCCGCAAACGAGCAUGUGGCUCAGCACCGUCAAUCGAGCUCUAUCUUCAGCAAACGCAUCUUUGACUUCCUGACUGUCAUGUUUAAGUUCCAGGCGGACACGACUUUGAACGACAAAACCCGAGCGAUCACGAAGGCCAAUCCGAAGCUUCUGCCGCACACCCAGCUGGAGGCUUACCUGGGUCGCUACUGCGGCUUGAUGCUCUUUGUCAAGGAGAUUGACGAUCAGCGUUAUUCUCAAAUAUGUGCUUCUUACUUCACUGCUGUCAGCGAACUCCAGCGCAAAGAGAUCGCUGAUUACGCCAAUGUCAUGCGGGCUGCCAUACGCAAGGCAACGCAAGAAGAACAAGAGGCAAUUUUCACAAACCCAAACAGUGCUUCUGCAGUCCGCGCCAAUACUGUCAAGCGGCCUGCGCGACCACCACCCCGCCUCGAUGGUGGCUUGCCAGGCAGCGAGGCGAUCGCUCUCGCCCUUGACGAGAUAGGACCCCACGUUCAUCGUGAAUCUGUGUUCGUAUCUGAGCUACUCCACAUACAAAGCAUCGAUCAGUACAUCACGUUCGCAGACUACAUGGAUCUAGAAGUCUUCUUCCGCCGUGGUGCCUCAGCUCAUCUGGCAGCCAACGCCUCGCGGUUCAAAGACAUCGACUCGGCUACAGAUCUCAUCUUUGGCUUUCUAAGCGGCAACAUCAAGGAGCUUAUCGAUCACGCUUUGCAGCUGGACAGCCUGCAGAUCUUUGGCAUCGUGGCCGCCCUAGAUCUAGGCCUACUUAACGCGCAGCAAAGUCAAAACGGCUUUCUUAUUCGCAUGCUCGAAAAGCAGUCUUUCCGAUGCUAUGCGCUUUUGGACAAAUUCAUCGACGAGCAGAAGAAGGCGAUCGAGCUCACCAAGCUCACGACGAAGAAGCGCAAGGGCGUGGCGCCGUUCAUCUUUGUGUUCUCGAGCUUCGUCGAACGCGUCGAGGCGCAGCUAACGGUCACAUCUAGCCCGAGCGUGCGUGCAAAGGUCGACGAGGUCUACACCCUACUCGUCAAGGCAAUGUUUGAGAGCCUGCAGCAGAUGGCGAAGCUCGUCGUCGACGUUGGCAACGCUGAAGACAAAGGCCAGCUCAACUAUCAUGUCGUCCUGAUUGAAAAUAUGCACCAGUUCACCUCCAACGCCCAAGCGAGUAACGUAACGGCGAUGAAACCCUUCUUGAAGCAAGCACUCGGCCUUUACAAUGAAAAUCUCUCAUCGUAUGUCAGACUGGUCCUACGUCGUCCGCUUGCCAAGCUGCUCGAUUUCUUCAAUGGUCUCGAAUCGCUUCUUAAAGUCACGCCGCCUUCAGAAGUCAGCGUAAACCCGGCUCACUCGAAGGCUGCUCUCAAGCGCGCAGUGAGCACAUUGUCUAGCAAAGAUCUUCGCAAGGCCAUCGAAGCACUUGGCAAGCGCGUCGAAAAGCAUUUCAUCGAAGCAGAUUCACCGCAAUUGAUGAAGGCGGUCUGGGAUGCGUGCGAAAUCGAGAUCACCGAUCUGAUCGGCAACUGGCAGCGGCUCAUCGAAUUAUGUUAUGCGAACGCCGGCGUCACGCUCGAUUUUAGCGCCUCUGAUGUCAAGACAGCGUUCACACGGACCAAGCUCGUGGGGUAA